GUCGUCGAGCGGUUCGUUGCUGCGAAUGUGCGGUUGCGCAUUGACAACAGUUACGAAAAUAAUAUUUUGUUGUUGCUAGCUUAUUUUGGUACUAUACAGAGCGUGUAUUUCCGCAAAGAACUCCGAAAAUUACGGGAAAAGUGACUAAUUAUUGGUGGUUUAUUUAUAGCGGCGCGCAACAAGUGUUUCUGGUAUUGCAGACAAUAAAAGUGCAUUUACAUUUUUUAAGAAAAUUCCAUUCUGCUUAUGUUGUUGCAACAACUUUKGUGCUGUUCACAAAAUUUGAUUCUUACCGUUAAGCUGUUCAAUUACUUUGCAUAUCGUGGCAAAGUUGCUUUUGUAUACACGUGUUGUUGCUGUGUUAGUACAAUGAAAUCGUAAACGCAUGUGCAACAUUUUGGCUCGAAGCGUAGAAACAUUUGGCACAACCAUAAAUCACAAGCUUGCCUCGGUGCCAACAGCAACAACAAGAACAACWACUAUACUUAUACGCCUGUUAACCGUGUGGUGAUAUUGCAAGAUAGUAUUUCUUUGACAAGCACCAUCAAAUGUCAUGUGUUAUGUUCUCACCAACUUGGGGUAGAUUUGAGUUGCACGAAGCUUACAUUGAUUUCUUCGCAAAUACUCUUUCAUCUAUUCGAUGUAAAUCUUUGAGCUCCUGAGGAGGGUGCGUCGAAGACCAAAACGGUUUCUUCCAAUCGCACUCGGAUAUUUGGGGAAAAAGAAAUGCUUUCUACCUGACGAUAAUUGCCCUUUUGACAGAGUGUUAAUUAAACAAGAAGCCAAUACAAAUUAUUUUCAUAUUCAUCUGUUCAGUGAUCAGAAUAUACCUUACGAGUGAACAGCCUACUUAUACAUUUAAGUACAUCUGACCGAGUGCUUAGAUCAAUAAGAUAUAUGUAAUAAGAAAACACAACGCUGCCGGGGUAUUUCCUGAAAUAUUUCACUUGCACGACUUGUUUUCGAAAUGAAAUGAUUCAUUCGUGAGGGCUUUUAAUGCAAGAAUCUCAAAACAAUAUACUACUUGUAUGAAAGAAAUCAUAGUUUGCUGGGAAUAUGAAUCGCCUACAUAUAAUUGUUCAUCCUGUGAAAAAGGAGCUACGUCGGGAUAAAUGCGGUUUUGACCACUCACCAGCAGAUGACUUCGUUAAAUCACAAUGGCAGAGUCGCACCAAAAGCGUCGUGUAUUUAAUUUAUCGUUGGGUUAUUGCGUUGUUCUUCACUGCCGUCGUCAUAGAUUCGAUGCUCGAAAAGGAGGAGGGUUCGUCGACAAACUUUUGGCUGUAUUUUAUUUACCUGACCAACUGGGGUGUAAUGCUUUGUAUGUUUACAAAUCUAUUGGGCGCCAUUUUGGUCACCACAUGGCAUUUUCAUCCAGAGUAUGCGGAUAACCUGUUAAAUAUGGAGUCGCUAACUAGUCCAUUCGUUAUCUAUUGGGGCAUGCAUAUUAUAUCUUUAGUCCUUUCAAUAGUGAUAACCAUAAUCUAUUGGAGUGUGCUCUAUGAUGCUACUGAGAGCUCAUUAAACGCCACGAACGUGCUGACACAUGCCUGCAAUUCCAUUUUUAUGUUCAUCGAUUUGCUGAUUGUGGCGCAUCCGUUGCGACUACUGCAUAUGUUUUUGCCAGCGGUAUUUGGUAUCAUAUUUGCAAUAUUCUCCGUCAUAUACCAGACAUGUGGCGGCAAGAACAGAAGGGGCAAACCGUACAUUUACCACGUGAUUGAUUGGCGUGAACCGUUAAAUGCCACACUUGUGGUUCUUGGCGUGCUCCUGCUUACCUGCUGCAUCUACUUGAUACUCUUCACCAUCUACAAGCUGCGCACUCUGCUCUAUAGACGCAUAAAUAAUGCCUCAUACUACUUCCCAACAACAACGCCGCAUACUGGCGGUACCGAGAAGUCCGCAAAUGGCACUUUGCCGAAAACAGUUAAAGGCACGGGCAUCCAGCAUUCGCCKUCCGGUAUUUCUAUGGUGUUCGGUAACUUCAACACGCCCACUGGCUAUCAUAACGAAGCGUUCACGAGUAGCACCGAAAAGUUGGAGCGGUAUUAAGCAAUUAUUGCGGGGAGUUUACAGGGAAACAAUGUGUAAUUCAAAUCAAAAUUGUAGGAGUGAUGAAUAUUAUUUGUAUAUAUGUAUAUGUAGUAGUUUGCAUGCGUGCUUAAAGUAUAUUGAUUAACACCUCAUAUUUCGUAACUAAUGUACAAAAUAAGUUUAAAAAACAUUUAUUUUUUCAUUUUAAUCUGUAUUUAGUAAUUUAAUAUUUUAGCGUAAUGCAAGCAAAUUGUUCUAGUGAGUUUUUCAGCAUUUCUAAGAAUAGAUGUAGCAKUAGUUAAGAAAUAUCGAACUGGUUGUGCGUAUACCUUUAA
Molecule: messenger RNA, 2369 nt
Organism: Bactrocera latifrons
Lineage: Eukaryota; Metazoa; Arthropoda; Insecta; Diptera; Tephritidae
Product: protein rolling stone
Exons: 9
Coding region: 1057-2052 (331 amino acids)
Cellular component (GO): membrane
Source: RefSeq, a predicted model, not a curated record